Clonostachys solani is the source of this 1185-nucleotide messenger RNA. Lineage: Eukaryota; Fungi; Ascomycota; Sordariomycetes; Hypocreales; Bionectriaceae. The record is from the annotation of a GenBank genome assembly.
AUGACAGCCACCGCCAUGGACAGCAAAGGGGCUCCCAUAGUGGAGCGUCAUGAUGCCCAACCACAUGAAAUCCCCCAAGGGCCUGAGAGUUGGUGCGCCAAACAGCGAGGCCCGUCCGAAUUAGUUCAACUAUACCCUACGCCUGGGAAUUCACAAGAUAUUCGAACCCCCCGAUGUCCUGCCUGGGACGCAACCUCCCAGUUCUCGCGCGGAUGCAAAGCCCUCAUAGAUAUUAUUGCUAUCCAUGGUCUUGGAACGACGCAUGCUUCUUACAUUUGGAAGCAAUCCAGCGAGGCAGAGCCUAAAGGAACAAAUUGGCUCCAAGACCCAGAAAUGUUGCCUGCCGCGAUUCCGAACUCAAGGAUAUUCACCUACGAGUGGAACUCUGGGUUUGAUCAGAAUGCGGCCAUGAAGAAUAUGGCAGAGCAUGCAGAUGAGUUGCUGAGACAACUAUACAAGUUGAGGACCGCAACAGAGUCCACAGGCCCAGACGGUGAAACUCGCCCUAUUAUCUUUAUUGCUGCUUGCUUUGGAGGGCUGCUGCUGCUUAAAGCGUUCUCUCAGGCCGUGGCUGAAGACUAUCAGUCCCCAUACUCUUUAAUUCCGCUGCAGACAGCAGGUGCUAUUUUCAUGGGUACUCCGUUUUCAGGCAGUCACGCUAUACUAUACGAAACAUGCAACUUGCGGAUGCGUAUCGGAGAACAUCUCGGGAAAGAUACUUCUCAAUACCUCGUAAGUCUUUUGAAAAGUGACAGCCGCGAACUAGAGGAGAUAGUACAAGAUUUUAGGCAACUGAAUUCACGACCCGAGUUUGGCUUCCCUGUAUGUUGUGUCUACGAAACAAGAGACGCGGACUACAGCACAUCAAUGGGUAAAGUCAGAAAGAACCUACAGAGGAAAAUGCGCGAAAGGAGAGGCUGGAGAUUUGGCCAACAUGACAGGGUGCUUGACAAGCUGUGGAUGGAGCUACAAGACACGAUGGAAAGUGAUUUAUCCAUGAUGGUUGUAAACUGCCAAUCAGCCACCCUUCCUGAACACGAGAAACUCGCUCUUGACGUCAAACACGGCAAUUUGAUACGAUUUCCAGGGGCAGAUGAUCCGUCUUUCAGAAAGAUUGUAGACCUCGUUAAGAAGAUGGCCGGACAAGCUUCCGAAGUCCUGCGCCGAAAACAAAACGGCCUUUGA